Messenger RNA from Lathyrus sativus (Indian pea), 4410 nucleotides. NCBI's taxonomy places the organism in Eukaryota, Viridiplantae, Streptophyta, Magnoliopsida, Fabales, Fabaceae. The record is from the annotation of a GenBank genome assembly.
AUGGACACGGAUGGAUUAUCCCAAAUCUGCAGCGGCCUCGGAGCCAUUGAAGAAGACGAUGAGGGAAACCGAAUCGGUUACUCCAAAGGCGAAUACUGUCUCGAUAACCUGAAAGACUUGCUGAGGUUUUUGAGACGUGAUGACCCGCAAACACGUGACGUGUUCAAGCAAGUGUGCAAAUGGAACAUCGUUUCUAAGGAUUUGGUACCGAUUAUCGAGCAUUACCACGAAGAUCGGAGCAUGCUUCUGAAUGCAGUGAAGGUUUUGGUGUUCCUUACAAUGCCAAUUGAGCCUGGUUCCACGGAUGUAUCUCAGCAGUUGGAGUAUUUAUGGGAUUUGAAGUCUGCAGUGACUAACAGUGACGUUGCUACAGUGAUAGUGUCCAUUUUAGAGAAACCACUUGAGAAUUUGGAACUUAAUGCAUUCACUGAGGAUGAUUGGAAAUUGGUACAGCUGGUGUUUACAUUAUUUAGAAAUAUACUUGCUGUUCAAGAAAUCCCGUUGCAUCAGAAAUCAGCAGGAUCUGCUACUCAUUUUUUAUCGCUGAGAGAUAGAUUUCUGGAACUUUUGUUCCGUGAGAAUGUGAUGGAUAUAAUCUUGGUUGUAUCUCAAAACGUUGGCAGUUCUAAUGUUUAUCUCCGUCAGGAUAAUUUGCUUCUAUUGGAAAUAUUCCAUUACAUUUUUAUGGGUCAGGAGCCAGAGUUGAUUGUCCGGGGCCAUUUGAAUGGAUUGAAGGUUGAGGAAGACUCCCAAGCCUCUCUUGAUAGUCUCCAGUCCAUCAUGGAGGAAGAAAAGAAGAAAAGAGUUAUUAACAGGCUUGGCAAUGUCAGCCGGCAUUCACAAUUCAGUGGAACAUUUGCACGGGUUACCAUGGAUGGUUCUAAAGCCGUGUUUAAGGGGAAUCCCAAUUCUUCCCGUAAUAUGCAUCUUAAAUCACAAAAUGUCAUUCGAGGUCGAGCCAAAAAAAUUGCGUGGGAUCAUCCAAGGUUGCCUUCAACAAAGGACAAGAUCUUGGAGAUGCUUAAAGGAUUUGUAAAUCAGUUUCUUUCAGGGGGAUACAAUGUUUUGAUGCGAUCGGUCCGUGAAGAUAUUGUAAAGGAACAUCCUGCAAUUCAGAAAAGUGAUGUCGUUGUUUUCUUUCAAGUGGCUGACUUUAUCUCUUCAUUUCAGUUUUACAAGUAUUCAACUUCAAAGAUGGAGGAAGAAAAGGACAUAUUUGGUGAUAAUGAUGCCAAUGCUUCAGAUUUCAGUGGUAAAAUAUGUGGCCCAAUUGAGGCAUCAUUGAAUGAGUCAAUGUUUCAACUAGUUAUUUCACAGUGGCGGCAGGCUUAUGAUGGUCUAAAGGAAACCAAUGACUACAAGUUUCUAUCUGCAGCUGGUUCUCUUUUGAAAAGCAUGAUUCGCAUGCUGGAUUUAGUACUAAAGUCGUUGCCAGAUGACUCUAAGGAGCCGCAAACAGCCCGCAUUCUUCUGUAUAAGUUAUUUUAUGAUCAGACUGAAGAAGGGAUGACUCAAUUCCUCUUGAAUUUGAUCAGAACGUUUGACACACACAAACAAUGCAAAAGUGAUCUUGCCGAUUUGGUUGAAAUCAUUUGCAAAGUUGUGAAGCUAAUGGAUUAUCUUCAGUCUCGGGGAACAUUGAGGGUGUCAAAAAAAGCAAGGAAGUUGAAAAGAAAAACUUCUAAUGGCACAGAAUCAGGGAAUAAACAAACUGGAGAUCAUUCUUGUGUUAAAAAAGAAGCUGGCAUUUCUAUUGACAAUCCAUUAGGUGAAAACCAUUUGCUACAGAAGGAAUCCCUACCGAAUGCAAUCUCCACUGACCAAGAGGGCAUCGCGGAUGAUAAUGAACAUGAAAGUCUCGACAAAGAUGUAAACUCUCAAGUUCGCUUGGAAUCAAUGGAAAAUACACAUCUUGAUGGUAAUGAACAUGAAAAUGUCAAGGGAGAUGUGAACUCCCAAGUUCAUUUGGAAUCAAUGGAACACACACAUCUUGAUGAUAAUGAACAUGAAAAUGUCAAGGGAGAUGUGAACUCCCAUGUUCGUUUGGAAUCAAUGGAACACACACAUCUUGAUGAUAAUGAACAUGAAAAUGUCAAGGGAGAUGUGAACUCCCAUGUUCGUUUGGAAUCAAUGGAAAACACACAUCUUGAUGAUAAUGAACAUGAAAAUGUCAUGGGAGAUGUGAACUCCCAAGUUCGUUUGGAAUCAAUGGAAAACACACAUCUUGAUGAUAAUGAACAUGAUAAUGUCAAGGGAGAUGUGAACUUCCAAGUUGGUUUGGAAUCUGUGAAAAAGACAAAUCUUGAUGAUAAUGAACACAAAAAUGUUGAGGAAGAUGUGAACUCCCAAGUUGGUUUAGAACCAAUAGAAAACACAAAUCUUGAACAUCUUAAUGAGGAUAUGUUGGAUGACACUGGUGAUUUUUCUGAAGAUGAGCAAUUAAAUACAGUUAGUGAAGUUGAUUUCAAUGUUUCAACACUUGUCUCUGCUUUUGCAAAUCACAGUAUCAUUCAGAAAUUAUGUUGGUUGCUCAAGUUUUAUAAAAGCAACUCCCUUGCUAUAAAUCAUUACAUAAUAAGCAUGUUGCGGAGAAUUAGUGAUGAGCUUGAACUCCAUCCCAUGCUCUACCAGUUGUCGCUGCUCACAACUUUCUACGAUAUUCUUGCUGAACAAAAGUCAUGCCCCUGCAAGGAAUAUGCUAGUAUUGUUGAUUUCCUGAACAGUUUGGUCAGAAAGAUGCUAAAGAAAAUGAAAAAGCAGCCCCUUCUAUUUGUUGAAAUUCUAUUUUGGAAGACCCGAAGGGAAUGCCAUUACAUCAAUGCAGAAUAUAUGUUGGAUGAACUUGGCCAUUUGAGAAAAGAAAGUAAAAAUUGGAAUGAUACUCGAGAAGGAGAAAUAGGUUCCUCCCCAGUGAAGGCGCGGACUCAUAGAAGCAUUGCUGAUGCACUUGGUGAUGAUGAAGCUGAUGUCGUGAUCUCUCAUGACUCAAGAUAUCAAAACAAUGGCGAAAAGCUUGAUGACGUUGAAGGCUUUGCUUCUACCUCGGGAAGUAAGAAUGGGAGAGACGUUAACAAUGGGGAGCCAUGGUUGGAAGAUGAAUUUCAAACAGCUCCGAGAAGAAAGAAAAAACUUGUUCUAGAUGCUGAAUUGGAGAUGCAAAUUAAGAAUCUCUAUGAGAAAUUCAAAGAUGAACGAAAUUGCAGUCGACGUAUUGCUGAAGAGCUAGAUCCAGAUGGUAAAAUUUCUCAAGCUCAAGUAUCCAAUAGGUUGAAAAAAUUAGGGCUAACAACUGCAUCAAGGAAAAAGAAGGACAAUGCUAAUGAGUCUUCCUCAACAAGCCCUAAUCAAUUAGAAGGUGCCGGAGUAGCCGGAGUUGUGAAUUUAGAGGGAAGCCUGUUGGUUCAGCAUCGGCAGAAAAGAAAAAGAGUCAGUGCUUUCAAUGAAGAUCAGGAAGCCCUUAUCAAAGUUCUAUAUGAGCAAUUUAAGGACCAUAGAAGAUGUAGCUAUAUGAUAGCCAAUGCACUUGACGUGGUUGGUAAAUUCACACCUGCCCAAAUCUCUCGAAAACUUAAGCAACUUGGCUUAUUCGUUCAACAAAAGAGUUUUAAAGGAAAUACCCACAAAAAGGGUGAGGAUCUUAUGGAUUAUUCCAAGGAUGGAAUGGAUAGAUCGGAUGAAGAGACAUUGAUAUCAUUGAUAGAAAGGAAAAAAGUGAAGAAUCCAAGAAAAUCAAGCAAACCAUUACAUGAACAGACCAAUGAGGAUAAGAUGUCAAAAGAUGGUUCUGAUGAUGAAAUACUUGGCUCCAUCCUCAAGAAAAAAGGGAAGAAAAGAAAAGCAUCAAGCAAACAGGUACAUGAACAGACUGGCGAGGAUAAAUUGUCAAAAGAUGAUUCUGAUGAUGAAAUACUCGGCUCUAUCCUCAAGAAAAAAAAGAAUAGAUCUGUGUCUGGUGAACAUUUACAUAGAAACACCAAUGAGGGUGAAUUGUUUAGAUACGAUUCCGAAGAUGAAAUUCUUCAAUCUGCGCUGAAGAAAAAAAAGAAUAGAUCUGUAUCUGGUGACCAUUUACAUGAAAACACCGAUAAGGGUGAGUUGUCUAGAUAUGAUUCCGAAGAUGAGAUUCUUCAAUCUGCACUGAAGAUAAAAAAGAAUAGAUCUUUAUCUGGUGAACAUUUACAUGAAAACACCAAUGAGGGUGAAUUGUCUAGAUACGAUUCCGAAGAUGAAAUUCUUCAAUCUGCACUGAAUGAAAAUCAAGUAGAUUUUAAGAAUUCCCAAGUAGAAUAUAAGCAAGUGGAUCCUGAUUUGGAAGAUUCAGAGGAUGACGUGGCUGUUAAUGUACUUCCUGACAAUGCUGUAUCAAGAAGGAAGCUGAGAAUGGUGAUGGAUCUUGAGGAUGAUGACUGA